AUGGGAAUCGUCAGUGCAGCCCCCAAAACCACCAUUUGGAAAAAAAUUGCAAGUAAAGGAGGGAAAGCUGUGGCUGUCUUCUGUGAUCACAGUAACGAUAAGGAAGUUGUGGAGCUGUUCGAAAGAAUAGCAAAAGAUGAGAACAAUCGACUGGAUGUGCUUGUCAAUAAUGCUUAUUCGGGCAGUGCGGCUGUUGGAAGAAAUGAAGGGAAGAAAUUCUACGAAUGUGAUCUAUCGUUUUGGGAUGAAAUAAACAACGUUGGCUUACGAAAUGUGUACAUUUGCUCGGUGUUAGCUGCACGUUUGAUGGUUCCUCGUCAAAAGGGAUUGAUUGUCAAUAUAAGCUCAGCAGCCGGUAUACGCUAUUUCUUCAACGUUCCUUAUGGAGUGGGAAAAGCAGCUGUCGAUCGAUUAUCAGCGGAUAUGGCUGAAGAACUAAAAAACCACAGAGUAACCGUGGUGUCAUUAUGGCCAGGUACAGUAAAAACCGAGCAGACGUACGAGUGGUUGCGAUCUGGAAAGCUUAGCAAGCUUACGAAGCUACCUCAAGCACAGCUUGAACGAAUGGUAGCGAAUGGUGAAAGUCCGGAAUUUGUUGGGCGAGCAAUUAUGUGUCUGGCCUACGAUAAUGGCGUGUUCAGAAAAACAGGACAUAUUUUACUGACGGCUGACCUCUGCGAUGAAUACAUGUUUAUCGAUGAUGACGUGGGAAAAGCAGCUGUCGAUCGGUUGUCGGCUGAUAUGGCUGAAGAACUAAAAAACCACAGAGUAACCGUGGUAUCAUUGUGGCCAGGUACAGUAAAAACCGAGCAGACGUACGAGUGGUUGCGAUCUGGAAAGCUUAGCAAGCUUACGAAGCUACCUCAAGCACAGCUUGAACGAAUGGUAGCGAAUGGUGAAAGUCCGGAAUUUGUCGGGCGAGCAAUUAUGUGUCUGGCUUACGAUAAUGGCGUGUUCAGAAAAACAGGACAUAUUUUGCUGACGGCUGACCUCUGCGAUGAAUACAUGUUUAUCGAUGAUGACGGUGGGUCCCCAGAUUAUCGAUUUUUUUUUUUUUUUGAAUUUAGGAUAUUAGCGAUAGAGCUUAGGAAGUGA
Gongylonema pulchrum is the source of this 1095-nucleotide messenger RNA. Lineage: Eukaryota; Metazoa; Nematoda; Chromadorea; Rhabditida; Gongylonematidae. The record is from the annotation of a GenBank genome assembly.